This is a messenger RNA of Trichoplusia ni (cabbage looper), 4830 nucleotides long. RefSeq lists its product as uncharacterized. Lineage: Eukaryota; Metazoa; Arthropoda; Insecta; Lepidoptera; Noctuidae. The record is from RefSeq and is a predicted model, not a curated record. The transcript is spliced from 3 exons. The annotation marks the transcript as partial.
UUCCUUUGAUUUUUAUUUUACUAUUUUGAUUGAUUUUUUGUGUGCUUAUUAUUAAGUGAUUUUAAAAUGUUUGUGACUUGUACGUGUAUUGAUGUAAACGUAACAACUUUACGUACUUAAUGAGUAGUGUUUGAGUAUUAGUAGAUUAAGUCUUUUUGUGACAUUUGUCAUUUCCUUUUUAGGAUAGAUUUUCUUUUUAAAAUGUUGACGAUACAUAUAUAUUUGUAGACAGAAUAAUAAUAAUUGAAAUAGAAUGAUUAAUGUAUUUUGACAAUUCCUAACACAGGAAGUUUAUAUUGCUAUUGCGAGCGCGAGAGCUAAGUAAAGCCAUGACAAGUAUUAUUGCCGUAUCGUGCAGAGAUACGCCGAGCGCGCCGCGCGGGACUACUCCCGCUCUCGGACUAUCUACAACCAGUGCAUCCUAUAUGUACCAGUCAACUAUUAAUUAUAAUUAUAUUUUGUAAACAGUAUUGUCACAUUUAACAAUACUAUUAGUAUUAGAUUUUGAUGUAUUUCUUAAUAAUAAAUGUAUUGUCACAAUAUAGGAAGGCACAGAAGUUGCACCUUUAGUAGACACAUUGUUAUGAUGUGUUACACGCUUGUCCGUUCAUCCGGCCCAGUCAUAUAGAUUGACACUGAAGCUUUUUUAUAAACAUUCGAAUAAUAUUUUAACUUUCGCUAUAAAAACUAGCCAAUGUCCAGGGUUAAGUAACAACAGUAAUAUAAAUAAAAGUAACUGUUUAUAACUACAGAGUCAGUGUUAAUGUAAUACCUGGCGCACAAAAUAUAGUGUUAUAGGGAGCACGAGUUAACACAUGUUGUAGCCAGGACAAGAAGUCUCAACGUCAUUUAGCAUGAGCCAGCGAGAGCUCACGCGACUGAGGCAUCGUACGCAGUUGUACUUCUGUUAAACCUGUAUUGUGUGGUAUUUUUUCAAUAAAUUGUAUUAGAUGUAACGUUUGUUUGUCUUGACACUUUCUUGUUGCGUCACGCACAUUCUCUCUGAAGUGGUAGACACAGGAUGUGGUACGGUGGUCGAUACUACGCGAUACCCCGCGGUUACGUAACUGUCUGUGUAUUGAUUUCAUAUUGCUGUUACAUCUAAUAUUGAUUACUUAUUCUUAUCACUGUUUUUUUAAAAUUAUUUAAAUUUUGAUAAACCUAGUGCAUAUGAUAAGUCUGAGAUCCAUUUAAAACAACUUCAGUAACCUAAUCCUAGGACAUGAAAUAUAAGGAACAUAGUUAUUGAGUAACUAAAUUGAUUAUCCAAGCACGUGCUGUUAAUUAUAAUGUAAUUUGAAUAUUCAAAUACGAAUACGAUUACACCUAACUUAGAGACUUACACGGUUAUCGUUUCUCCCCAUCUUGGGCACAGGACGUGUGGCGAUGUAACGCAAACGUAACGUAACUGGAUGCGUUGUGGUUUGUUAUGGGUCUCGGGUUGUUAGGAUUAGAUAACGACUUUUCAGUAAGUCUAAGUUUUCUUUUUAACUCUGUUUUCUUAUAUCUGUCUGACUUUAACUCAUGGAUGAAAAGCUACGGAUAAACUAGUUAUUCAAACACAGUAAACUAUUUUCUACAAACCUGAAAUGGCAAAAGAAAAUAUGUGCGAGGAAACGCAUGAUGUAUGACCACUGAUCAGUAUGAAUUAAGUGUAAUUGUCGGGAAACGGGCGCGAGAGGCGCGCAGUCACGCGAGCGGCGCGGCGCCGCGGCGGGGACGUGACGGCACAGGUAAGAUGUGAGUUUAGAAUAACUAGAGCAAGGAAUAAGAAGGUAAGGACUCCCACUGAAUAUCUGCAAAUGUAUUUACCAUUGUUUCUUUGCAAAUAGUAAACUUUCAUAUUUUCCCAAAUCAGGGUUAACUAAAAAAAGCUAAAUACGAAAUUGUUUUUUUAUCAGCAAUAGUGGAGAAAUGUUUAUAUUUUGUUUUCAUAUUCGGCACCUACGCUAGUGUCAAAUUAGGCUCUGACUAUGCAUGCAUGUACACGUACACAUGUACAGGAGACACCUUACAACAUCGGCCCACUUUCAGGUUGUCAGAUUUGUUUAUUGUUAAGCAGGGCUUCAAAUGCCCAAAUGAACAUGUGAUACGUGUUGUGCUCGUAAGGCGGGGUUGUGAGCAGGUGUUGCGCACGCGCAUCUUAGCUAGUAUUACAUGUUCCGGCCGGAAGCGAGCGGAGACAGCGCGCAGACAGCCGAGCGCGGGAACUGUCAGGGGAGCUGAGCAUCAACAGCUGGGAGCUGUGUACAUAUAAGUCAGUGUGUUAAACAAGGGACACAUUUUUUUUUCUAUUGUAAUGAAAUUAAUUUUAUUAGUAUAGUUAAUAACAAUAUUCUACAGCUUUUACAUCACGCCAUUUUGUUUCAAACUAAGUAAAGCUUGUAUAAUGAGUACUACACAAUACACAUAUACUAUAGUACUAUAUGUUUCAAAAAACAUACAAAUUAUAGAAAAAUUUCACCUCGAGGUUUCAUGGACAAUAAAAUAAUACUUAGUCUAAAACAAUCCAAUUAAUACAUUACAUGUAUAAAAAAACAUUAUACGUAUAGGAAUGCGAAAAGCUUGGGCGACAAAAUACAAAAGUGAUUGAAUGUUCAAUACAUUUGAGCAAAAUUAUCGUUUUAGGAUCCCUCAGGCGAUUCAGUGCACUCACAGGAAUUCUUAAUAAACACAAUCAGUGGUAUGUUGCGAGAUACUUGCUCGUGACACCUUGCUUAUCAAGUAGUGUUGCAUGUGAGAUCCGAGUUCCUGUGAGAGCUACAUAGAUCUCAGUACAGUCAUAUGGGAAGCUGCGCGGUACCGUUGCCACUGCGCAUGCGCAUGCGCCGUCGUAAUGCAAUCCCCGCGCCUGCGCAUUACCAUUCCUUCUGGUUAAUGGUUAUGUUAUUUGUGGGAACGCUGAAGUACCGGUGCCGAAGAGUCAGCGACUCACACAAGUGCUUCUAAUGUAUUAUGAUUUAUACCUAUAGGUAAAGCAGUACCAAACAGUACAGUACAGUUCAAAACCUUAGUUAUUUUUAAAUGCUGCUUCCUCAAUCAAGAAAAAAGUGUUUCCAAUUCUAUUAUGAUCUAAUAUAUGAAAUUCUCGUGUCACGGAGCACGAAAUUGAACUCCUCCGAAACCGAUCGUCCGAUUCUUAUUAAAUUUUGUGUGCAUAUGCGAUGGAUCUGAGAAUCGGACAGGAUCAAUUUUCCUACCUCCCUUUUUUAUUCUAUAGAACCCAUUUGUAUGGCAAAACAGCGUUUCCUGGGGCAUAAAUAUAUGACAAAGUACUUAUAUUGUACCUAUUUCUGUAUCAGAACCCAAUUUUAUUUUAAAAGUAUGAUCGGAUUUCUUAAACAAAGUUAGUUACUUUAUUGUCAGAGGUGUUUAACAUUUGACCUGGUGUUUAUUAAAACCAUUCAGAAUUUCUCCAUUGUACAUCAUGUUAACCCUAACCCUAUUGAAAAUGUCUGAUGAUGUUACUUCGAAUCUCGUUGAUGUUACUUCCCUAUACGCAAUGUUUGCAGCCAGUUCCGAGUAUCGGUAACAUGUAGUCGGACAAUCAGCAUCAUAAACACGGGCCGAGUUUGUGAGUGGUCGCAGAUCUCGAGCCGCAGGUAAUGUCCAGCGCUUCCGUGAGAGCGGCUUUCACCGGCGCGUGCGCACGCCGCGCUCAUCUCGGCUCAUGCCCAACGCUGGCGAAUAAUCUGGAUGAAACACAUUUAUUGUUUACAUUUCACAGAAUAGUAUAGCAACUCACCAUAUUCACUAAGUAAAUGUGUAUUGUUGUCACAGCACUCGAAUGUAAUAUUUACUAAGUAAAGGAUAAACCUACAUUUUUUAGGCUUUAUUUUCUAAAUUCCAAUUCAAGAAUUAAUCUUUAAAAAAAUGAAUAUAAUGGUUAACGCAGCAUGAAAAUGACGAAGCAUAGCAAAAUAAAUUGUGGGAACAAUACAUAAUCACGCGAUGCCAAAACUCUUAUCAAUGAACAAACAACAGCACAACAACAGACAGGUGCGCUCGCGACUUUCACCGCGCGGCGGCGCGGCGGCGGCGGGAGCGCGCGCCCGCAGUCGCUGCAGAGCCAGCGCGCACGCGCACGUCCAGUGAUGCGCCGACAUGGCCGACGCCGAGCGAGCAGACACGUACGACGCGCGGGUCACCACCGCCACCGUCUCCAGCCUCAAGUCCGAGGACUCCACGGAGCAGCUCAUCUGCAAGACGCCGCAGAACAAAAUCAAGAAAGUGAUUAAAAAAGACAAGAGUGUGAGUUCUAAGAGUGUGGAAGCAGGCAGUGAUGAGCCCGCCAAGCGCCGGCUGGUGGUGUUCUUGGGGUUGGGGCAAGUGGUGCUGGGCGCGCUGCUGGUGGGCGCAGGCGCGCUCGCCGUGGUGAAGGGCGCCGCGCUGUCGCGCGUGGGCGCCGGGCUGUGGGCCGGCUGCGUGGCCGUGGUGGCCGGCGUGGUGGGCGUGCUCGCCGGCAUCAACGACUGCUACGGACUCAACUCGGGAAGUAAUGGGAGCCCGCUGCUGACGGCGUUCCUGGCGCUGUCGCUGCUGUGCCUGGCGUGCGGCAACAGCGCCGCCGUGCUGGCCGCCACCGGCCUGCAGCGCGACUCGCUGCGCCAGCCCGCCGCGCACGCCAGCUUCGAGGAUGAGAUGGAAGCAUGGACCCCAGUGCUCACCAACAUCGCGCUCCUCAUCAUCGCGACGAUCCACUGUUUGGUCUGCAUAGUCAGCAUCUACCACUUAUCGAAGCGGGUCUGUCCGUGCUUCCGUCCCAAGCAGGCGUACGACCACAACCAGUUCUCGCCAGGCUUCCAGCCGGUCACGCAGUACGUGGUGGAG